Electrophorus electricus (electric eel) is the source of this 2217-nucleotide messenger RNA. RefSeq lists its product as uncharacterized. The record is from RefSeq and is a predicted model, not a curated record. Gene Ontology annotation, molecular function: A2-type glycerophospholipase activity. Gene Ontology annotation, biological process: phospholipid metabolic process; arachidonate secretion. NCBI's taxonomy places the organism in Eukaryota, Metazoa, Chordata, Actinopteri, Gymnotiformes, Gymnotidae.
AUGAAAAUCGGAAUUCAUUGUCGUUUACUGCAAAUUGUGGUGAUGCUCUCUUAUUUCAGAGCUGUAAUUCCAGAUGCCAGGAACAAAUAUCACGAGCCUUUCUGUCUUCGCACGAAAUCAGCUUUUGGGCAAACUCAUUGUAGUUUUCUUAGAAGAUCAGCGGCGUUAGCGCCUCUUCUUUUUUACUGGACUAUUUGGACAACAGACAAACACAUUGAAAAGUGUUCGAUAAGCGCCGAGCCAGGUUUAAUUGAAAAUUACUUUACUUUGUGUCGUGAAAGGCGCACCUGGGAUUUAAAGGAAACGCAGUAUCUGAAUCUUAAUAUAAGUCAGCUUUUGGAGCCUAAUAGUCCAUGUGAAUUUCUACCGAAUACGCUUAGACACUUGAGGUGGAAUAGGAGGGACUUGGACCUGCUCCAUCAUUCUGGAGGCAAAAUUCGACAGAAGCGGGCUUGGAUAUUACCAGGGACAUUGUGGUGCGGCCUCGGAAGCAGGGCUGGGGACUACGAGCAGUUGGGGAUGUUUGAGCCUGUAGACAGAUGCUGCAGAGAGCAUGAUCACUGCAACCACAUCAUUCAGCCCUUCACUCUUAAUUUUGGGGUGUUCAAUCCUACCUUAUUCACCAUUUCACAUUGCGACUGUGACCACAGGUUUAAGCAAUGUCUUCUAGAUAUUAAUGGCACAGUAUCAAACAUGGUGGGAUACACUUUUUUCAAUAUCCUUAAGAUCCGCUGCUUUGAUCUUAUCAAGAAGAAAGGGUGCACAAAGAUAAACUGGUUUGGAAUGUGCACAUCAGUUGAGGUUGCCCCCUUUGCAAUCCUCAAAUAUCCCACACCAUACAAUGUUGUGAGUUCAAACCAUGAGAAAAUUGUCAUUACUGAGCAAUCAGUUUAUCAUGCAAAAUCAUCAAUUAAUAGCAAGAAAAUAAAUAUCAAACCUAAACAAAGAAAACGACCAGAAUCUCAAGGGAGAUAUGUUCAUCUAACACAUUUAAGACGGGAUGCAUUGAAGUUGAGUGAAAAGUUGAAGCACCAAUAUGGUACAAGCAAGACAGCCUUAACGAGAACUACAACUCUGUCUUCAGUUUGGAAUACCACAACACACCUCAGCUCUCUCACAACCCAUAAUUCCAAGUUGGUUCAUCAGAAGACGCAAACAGUUAAUCAGAACAGAUCUGAACUAUGCCCAACAAUUUCCACUCAUGAACGCAUGACAGGAUCACAGCGAUGCCAUGAUCAAAAACCACUUAUAAAUCAAUUUUCAAAGAAAAAGUCUACACAUAGGAGAAAGAUGUCCGCAUCUCAAAGCCACACCACUGCAAAACAAAAUGACACAAUCCAAAGUUCUAAACCUCUGAGGGCAAAGAUCAAUUGUCUUUCUAUUGGGCCUCCAAGAGGUGAUAACCUCAAGCUAAAACAACAAAGAGGAAAAUAUUGCAAGGGAUACAGUGCAUCGAAACAUAAAUUAAAUACAACUAUAUCUCCAAAGUUUUCAACCUCAUCUCUGGCAAAAAUCAGAGGGAAGAAAUCAAAGGAAAAAAAUCAGAAGCAAAAAAUUAAAGUGAGCUAUCCAUUUAACAUUAGCACAUUUGUAGAAAUAAAAAACAAACUAACGUACGUCACCAAAGUUUCUAAAACCAGGAAGCCAUCUUCGGCAAAACCUCUAGUGCAGAAGUCCAUGUCCAUUCUAAAAGAAAACAUGGUAUUUGCAACUGAAACAACAGGAACACCAAACUCCUCUGUUUGGAAUAUCACCAUCUUCACUUCUGAAGAUUUUAAACCAACAGAAUCUCCAUCAAUAUGUGAUGCAGCUAGAUACUUGGAUGACUGCAAGUGCAGAAUCCGUCCCAUGGAGAAGAUAUAUGGACAUUAUAACACAGAGUCAAGAACAAUUUAUCAUUGUGACUGCAUACACAAAUUGACCAGUCAUUUAAAACAACUUAAGAAAAUCAAGAAAGUCAAGUUUUUUCUUGCAAAAUUUGUAUCCCUGUCUUGCAUUGAAAUACCAAAUAUCAAAGAAUGCAACAAACACACAGGUUGUCCUGCUGUCCUCACCAAGGUGACAGAACUAGAGUCAACGUUUGUGAAUAAAGAAGAUGAAGUUACAGCAAAAGAUGAAAGAAAGUCUGCAACUAAAAGAGCUUCUGAUCAACUUUACAAACAUUGCCUUGGGAUUUUUUAUCCUAGAAACCCACUUGUUGGAAAUGGUCUAUCUUGA